ACGAAUUCUUUCCAGAAAACAGGAGAGGAUGAUAGACAAGUUACUAGCUAGCUAGUACUAGUACUAGUAGUUGAUGGAUAGAGACCUCAUAUCGAUAUCAUAAUCCAUGCCUCGCUUUUGUUAGUCUACUAGUAGCAAGAAUAGAACGACCAUGAACGCCUUUGUUUCAACGGCACUAGCUGUGCUCUUGGCUGCGCCGUUGGCUAGUGGCUUCACUGUGCCGGCAUUGACCCAAUCCCCCCGUGGAAUUGCUACCAGUACCAGUACACGUCUCUUCUCCAUUCUCGGCACGCAAGAAGACUCCAAGGAAGCUACAGGUAUUACCAGUACUACCUCCUUCGAUCCUGCAGCUGACUUUGAGGAGAUCUCUAUUGGUGUGUUGGAGGAGACCUUUUCGGAUUUGGACCAAUCCGACGACAUUAUCCGCGAUUUUGACGGGUAUCCCGUUUCCAAGGACUACCUUGCCGAAAAGAUGGGCAUUGAACAUGUGGACUAUUACACCUGUCCCGAAGCAGACGCCUUUCGAGGUUUCAUGUCGGACGCCUGUCGCGUCAUUCUCUAUCCCGGUGGAGAAACCGCCUUUUACAAACGCAUCGUCUUUAAGGAUCUGGACCAUGCCCGUGAGAAACAAAAGAAAGCACCCUUCAAACUCCUUCGCGAUUGCAAAGGGAACGAAGUGGUGGCAGCCUUCUUGUCCUCCCAAGCUUGUCAGCAAUUGGUUGAACAAACGGGAGUGCGUAUUCCAAAAUGUUAUCACGCAAAACUAGAGCCCAAUCGGGAAAAUCCCAUUGAAUCAAAAUUCAGUUUUGUGCUGCAAGACUUUUCCCCCGCCGAUGGCUGGUAUCAACAAUGGCUCUUGGACGAGCUCGACGAAGUUCAGGCAACCCUCUCAAUGUAUGCCAAGACUCAUGCCUUUUUUUGGCAGGGGUCCUCCUUUUGGAAGGAUACCCAAGCUGCUCAAGAGUUGGAAGCCGGUGUGUGGAAAUCCGGUAGCUAUGUCCAACCCAAGGCACAAAAUCCCGAACAAUGCCAUAUUGUUGCCUCUGAAUGGGCCACCAAGCGACAGAAAUUUGAAAAAGAGCUGUCGUCAUUUGACUUUUGGGAUACUUUGGGUGAACGGUUGCAAUCCGUCGCGGUAGAAGCCGGCCGUCACGCACAUCCCUUUGCGGACGACGAUCUAGCGGAACAGUACCAACAGUACCGAACAUUUACACAUGGAGACCCAAAGCAAGCUAACCUGCUCUUUCGUCGUCCCACAAAUUCAGAGCUCCAAGUGGGUCUGAUUGACUUUCAAUGGGCAGGAUUUGGUUUGGCCGCUUCGGAUAUUGCGCACUUUCUCUCGGCUGCCGUUCAUGCGGACCGGUUGAUUGAUGGUGGUGAAGAGACUCUGAUGCGGUAUUACUUUGACGAGCUUCAAAAAUAUCUGGUGGAAUACGGAGCAUUUCACACGGCUGAAGAAGCCAUUCAAAAGUAUAGUUAUGAAACAUUCGUGGAGCAGUACGAGACGGCAGUACUGGAUAAAGUUCGAUUGGUGGUGGCGUAUACUUGGGCGAGGUUUGAAAUGCCCGUGGAGAAAGACGACAAAGAAGGGUGUGCUCGGACCAUGAACAAGACGUCUUACAACAAAUCGAUCCCGAAUAUUGUCCAUUUGAUGAGUCGUUGCGAUGCUAUAUUGAAAUCUCGAGGAGUUUAAAAGUAUGUUGCACUACAAUGGCAUGAGAGCCUAUUCCCAAUCACACACCAAAGCUUCAAAGUUUCACAGCCGAUCACCAUCCUAUGCAUUUUGCAGCAGACAAAAUGGAUUUGUAUUUAUAAUGAAUAAAAAUCAGCCAUACGAUAGCCUACACCUCCAAUAUUCGUUUCUGUUCCCUUCUCAAAACAGAUGGAACUUUCUGGACGAGAUUACCAUAACGCAUCAUCUAGUAGAACGACGAAAUCA
This is a messenger RNA of Seminavis robusta, 1939 nucleotides long. The record is from the annotation of a GenBank genome assembly. NCBI's taxonomy places the organism in Eukaryota, Bacillariophyta, Bacillariophyceae, Naviculales, Naviculaceae.